Chondrus crispus (carragheen) is the source of this 3738-nucleotide messenger RNA. RefSeq lists its product as hypothetical. Gene Ontology annotation, molecular function: DNA helicase activity. Gene Ontology annotation, biological process: DNA repair; telomere maintenance. The record is from RefSeq and is a predicted model, not a curated record. NCBI's taxonomy places the organism in Eukaryota, Rhodophyta, Florideophyceae, Gigartinales, Gigartinaceae. The coding region runs from base 1 to 3738 and encodes 1245 amino acids. The transcript has 5 exons.
AUGGCAUCUGUGGUCGCCAAAUGGGUGAACAGAGGUCCCGGUCCUUCUAAUUUUAACCCCACAAUGACGAUGCAGGGCGGGAUGUACCAUUACAUGGGUCCCAUGAUGCCAUCCGAAGGGCGGGCGCCUUCCUAUGCUUCCGUUUACAUUCAUGACACUGACUACGCCACCCAGACGCACACAAGGCUUGGAACCUCUAGACAACUGGAAGAGGCACUGAUGACGCAACUGACACACAUGCUGCACGAAUGCAACCCCUACGUGCAGACGUUUCUGUGUAUGCGAGAAUGGGCUCAAUCUCCCCAAAACAACUGUCCUGCCACGUACCAGAUGGUCAUCCAUGCCGACCGCAGGCCAAGUCAUGAGCACGUGCGCCGGUACAAUGGUCCCGAAGCUUCUGAAGUCGCCGCAUUGAUCCCUGGAAAUGAAGACGGAGAGAUUGGGCGAAGAGAUAUCGUCGUGCGCAGGAGAGGGACUCUGAACAGUAACGGGAACGAAGUGCUGGAUCCGAUUUCAGUCAGUCAUCGCGCAUACGAUCCAUUGAGUUACGUGCUUUUGUUCCCGAACGGUAGAGAUGAAUGGUAUCCAGAGCUUCGAUUCUCCAGUGUUCAAGACGGCAGACGUACCAAGAUUACUCCGAUGAUGUACUACGGAUGGCAUUUGUUCGAAAGAUCAGGCGAGUUCAGCACAAUCUUGCACGCAGCACGACUCUUUCAGCAAUACUUGGUUGACCAGUUCUGCAAAGUGGAGGCAGAAAGGCUUUCUUAUCUCCGCCACAACCAGACACAACUUCGAGCCGCCGACUACACCUCACUGCGCGACAGCCUAGGAGACUCCCGUCGUGCUGAAGAUGAAGCCGAUGCCGUGCGUGCGGGACGACUGUUCAUUCUCCCUUCCACGUACAUUGGAGGUGACCGCUAUAUGAGGCAGCAGAUGCACGACAUCAUUGCUAUAUCGAACCAAAUUGGCCACCCGGACAUCUUCCUCACCAUGACAUGCAAUCCAAGCUGGCCGAAGAUCACAAGAGCCCUACUGCCGAACCAAACGCCUCAGGACAGACCGGAUCUGUGCGCACGUGUGUUUCGUCUCAAAAUGAAAGAUCUCAUGUCCUUGGUCAUCAACGAAGAAGUAUUCGGAACCGUUGUUGCCCAUGUACGAGUCAUCGAGUUUCAGAAACGCGGUCUUCCCCACGCUCACGUUGUAUUUUUCCUAGAUGAAGUCUCCAAGAAUGAUCUGCGUACUCCCGAAAACGUCGACCGCAUUAUCUCUGCCGAGAUCCCGUCUGCCCAAGAUCCAGAACUCCAAGAGGUCGUGCUCAAGCAUAUGAUUCACAAUCCAUGUGGAGAACACAAUCCAACAGCCGUGUGCAUGGGCGAGCGGUACUGCAGGAAAGGGUUUCCAAAAUCGUUCAAACACGAAACCAGCCAGUCCGACAGUGAGUACUACAUCACGUACCGAAGAAGGGCACCCUCUGCAGGUGGCGUCUCCAUCGAGCGACCCUCCCACAACUCCUGGGUCGUUCCUCACAGUCCUGUGCUUCUACGUUCAUUCGCUUGCCAUUUGAAUGUUGAACUCUGCGUGUCACGCGUUGGCGGAAUCAAGUACCUCUUCAAGUAUGUGUGCAAGGGACAAGACCGAGUGACCAUGGAAAUCACUGCCGAGAACGAGCGCUACGACGAGAUCUCCAACUUCCAAGAUGCCAGAUACGUUUCGGCAUCGGAGGCCGCAUGGAGGUUAUUCUCCUUUGACAUUGUAGACCGCAAUCCUCCAGUAGUCAGGCUUGCAGUGCAUCUGCCCAACCACCACACGGUUUACUUUGAGGAAGGGCGAGAGCAGGAGGCGGCGCUUCGACCAGCAACAGGCACGAAGCUGACCGAGUGGUUUAAAGCCAACGAGAAGUACCCAAGCGCGCGGCAUAUUCGGUACCACAAGUUUCCAAAGUACUUUACGUGGAAGACACGCACCAAGUCAUGGACCUACGAUUUCAGUGGUACAGGUGCCAACGUAGUCGGUCGAAUCUACACUGUCAGUCCGAGGGAGGGUGAGCGCUACUUUCUUCGCCUCCUCCUCACACAAGUGCCAGGGGCAACAUCCUUCGAGAACUUGCGAAAUAUCGACGGCGAGCAGUGCACCAGCUUCCGACAAGCUUGCUUACGACUCGGUUUACUGGCCGACGAUGCCGAGUGGAAGCACGCAAUCCGAGAUUCAUUCCGGUCAAGCUUCGUUCCUCUUUCUCAUCUGUUUGCUACGAUUCUGGCACACUGCCAGCCUUCGGACCCUCUCUCGCUGUGGAACGACCACCUGGACAUGUUUCUCACCGAUAUUCGCAAUCGUGCACGCAGACAACCCAUUCGAAGACAGCAGCUUCGCGAUGAUCACCACGCCACAUCUUACGUACUUCGAGAGGUACAGGAGGCUCUGCAGACCCACGAGCGCGGCAGUGGGAAGGGCGACUACAGACGUCACUUCCUUCGUACGCGCCGUAAGCAGGUCAUCGCUGUCGCUACGUCUGCUGUUGCUGCUGUGCUGCUCGACGGUGGACGCACCGCUCAUUCCGUGUUCAAGAUUCCCAUUCCUGUAUCUGCCGAAAGCACGUGCAGCUUCUACGCAAACUCCGACACAGGCCGUACACUGCAACAAGUCGAUCUCAUCAUAUGGGACGAGAUCGUCAUGUGCCAUCGACAUUGCAUUGAGACUGUCGAUCGCUCCCUUCGAGACUUGAUGCAAACCGACCGGCCCUUCGGAGGAAAGUUCCUCGUGCUCGCUGGAGACUUUAGACAAAUCCUUCCCGUCGUUCCGGGCGGGUCCAGAGGUCAAAUCGUGAGUGCGUGCGUCAAGGCUUCCCCGCUGUAUCGAGAGUGCCGAUUCCUGCGCCUUACCGAGAACAUGCGCCUUGCUGCUCUCCGAGCCGACCCUGCAGCAGAUGUGGAGGCUCUCAACUUUCCAGAAUUCCUCCUCAGCGUCGGGGAAGGCAGACUUCAAGGCGAACAGCGCCCGGAAUGGAUCUCACUACCACAGUCCGUUGCGUUCGAGCACACCAUCCGCAGUUUAUGCCUCAACGUCUUCCAAGGCAUUCGAGACAAUCACGCCGACCCUGCCUGGCUCACCAAGCGCGUUAUACUCACCACAAAGAACAGGCCGCUCGAGGAAGUCAACGAGGUCAUCGGCAACAUGAUUCCGGGAUCGUAUCGAACGUAUUUGAGCGCAGACAAGGUCGAGAACGAAGACACCAACGCGCUGAUCUAUCCCACAGAAAUGCUCAACACCUUGACCGCCGGAUCUGCUCUACCAGACCACAAGCUCAAGCUCAAGAAAGGCUUCAUCGUCAUGCUUCUGCGCAAUCUCGAUCCCGCUACCGGUCACGUCAACGGCGCGCGAUAUGUCAUCGAGAACAUGACCAACAACCUGCUCUUUCUACGCGUUACCACCGGUUCACACCAAGGCAACAGAUUGUGUCUUCCUCGAAUGCCAUGCAGACCAGGAGACGACAACUUUCCCAUCCCUGGCUUCACCCGAACGCAGUUCCCCAUUCGCACGUGCUUCGCCCUUACAACGAACAAAGCGCAAGGCCAAUCCUUCGGUCGCCGCAUUGGUCUCGACUUACGAGAUCACUGCUUCUCGCACGGUCAACUCUAUGUCGCACUAUCAAGGACUACUCACCCAGGCAACGUCACUGUCCUCACUCGAGAGUCCAAUGAAACCACGCGAAACGUAGUGUACCCCGAGGUCCUUCAGUAG